Yarrowia lipolytica CLIB122 is the source of this 264-nucleotide messenger RNA. RefSeq names its product 40S ribosomal protein eS21. NCBI's taxonomy places the organism in Eukaryota, Fungi, Ascomycota, Dipodascomycetes, Dipodascales. Gene Ontology annotation, biological process: endonucleolytic cleavage to generate mature 3'-end of SSU-rRNA from (SSU-rRNA, 5.8S rRNA, LSU-rRNA); translation; endonucleolytic cleavage in ITS1 to separate SSU-rRNA from 5.8S rRNA and LSU-rRNA from tricistronic rRNA transcript (SSU-rRNA, 5.8S rRNA, LSU-rRNA). Gene Ontology annotation, molecular function: structural constituent of ribosome. The record is from RefSeq and is a predicted model, not a curated record. Gene Ontology annotation, cellular component: ribosome; cytosolic small ribosomal subunit.
AUGGAAAACGAUCAGGGUGUCCUUGUCGAGCUUUACGUUCCCCGAAAGUGCUCUGCCACUAACCGAAUCAUCAAGGCUGAUGACCACUCCUCCGUCCAGAUCAACGUGGCCAAGGUUGACGAGAACGGCCGAGCCAUUGCCGGUGACAACAUCACCUACGCUCUGUCCGGCUACGUCCGAUCUCGAGCUGAGGCUGACGACUCUCUCAACCGACUCACCCAGCAGGACGGUAUCCUCAAGAACGUCUGGUCUUACUCCCGAUAA